AAGCUCCAGCCCAUUUUGCUUUGUUAAGUGGAGCUCAAAGAGUUUUUAGUUUGCAACAAAAGGUGAAAGAAUGGCGAAUCUGUCAUCCUAUCUACCUACCUACCACGUUUUCAUGAUAUAUUAUCAUAGUUAUACAGUAAGUUUUGGUUGGGGAAUAGAAAUACCACGAUCAGUUUGGGACCUUUUGGUCAUUUAUGUAAGAGAUGUACUUAAUGUUCAAUAUGCCAUUAAUGACCUGGUCCACGCGAGGCACAAUAGGAGGAUAGCCCAACAUACUCAACAGUCCACAGACCAUGGCCAUCCAAUCUACAUGGUUGGACUCGCUUUUUUCGUGCCAUUUAUUCCUUCCACUUUUAUCAUAAGCUACGCAGUUUGAGCUUCUCUCUCUACUAUGCUACGUAGUCAUAUAAGCCUUGCUUAUUGAGAUCACAGCACAAUGCCUACUGCGGUUUCAUCUAGUUAAAUAACAGUUAGGAACAAUUAAUAACUGUGAAAACCUUCUAACUUCCUAAGGUUGAGCAGAACUGGGCUAAGAAGUUCUAAUUUUCCAGCAAGAAGUUGGUGAAAAUGGCACAAAUCUUGGCACCCUCUUCCCAAUGGCAGAUGAGAAUACCAAAGAACUCUGCACUUGCAAGUCCCACGACAGCAAAGGUGUGGAGUUCUCUACUGUUAAAGCAGAACAAGAAAGCAACAGCUAAAAACACUGCCAGAUUUAGAGUGUUUGCUGCGCAGUCUGAGAAUAGCACUGUCAAUAGGCUAGAGAAUCUUCUAAAUUUGGACAUUACCCCGUACACUGACAAGAUCAUUGCUGAGUAUAUUUGGAUCGGAGGAUCUGGUAUUGAUCUGCGAAGCAAGCCAAAGACAAUCGCAAAGCCUGUAGAACAUCCAUCAGAGCUUCCCAAGUGGAAUUAUGAUGGUUCAAGUACUGGACAAGCACCAGGAGAGGAUAGUGAAGUUAUUCUAUACCCUCAGGCAAUUUUUAAGGAUCCAUUCCGUGGAGGUAACAAUAUCUUGGUAAUCUGUGAUUCAUACACGCCAGCAGGUGAACCCAUCCCUACGAACAAACGCCACCGUGCUGCUGAGAUUUUCAGUAACAAGAAGGUUGCAGUUGAAGUUCCAUGGUUUGGGAUUGAGCAAGAGUACACCUUACUUCAAACAAAUGUGAAGUGGCCUUUGGGCUGGCCUGUUGGAGGCUAUCCUGGUCCUCAGGGUCCUUAUUACUGUGGAGCUGGGGCUGAUAAAUCUUUUGGUCGAGACAUAUCAGAUGCUCAUUACAAGGCCUGUUUAUAUGCUGGAAUUAACAUUAGUGGCACCAAUGGAGAGGUUAUGCCUGGCCAGUGGGAGUAUCAGGUGGGACCCAGUGUGGGAAUUGAUGCUGCAGAUCAUAUAUGGUGUUCAAGAUACAUUCUUGAGAGAAUCACUGAACAAGCUGGUGUUGUUCUUUCACUUGAUCCAAAACCAAUUGAGGGUGAUUGGAAUGGUGCAGGAUGUCACACUAAUUACAGCACAAAGAGGAUGAGGGAGGACGGUGGCUAUGAAGUGAUAAAGAAAGCAAUCUUGAAUCUGUCACUUCGCCAUAAUGAACACAUUAAUGCUUAUGGUGAGGGAAAUGAGAGAAGGUUGACUGGAAAACAUGAAACAGCCAACAUCAACACAUUUUCUUGGGGAGUGGCUAAUCGUGGUUGCUCAAUCCGGGUGGGGCGUGAUACUGAGAAGAAGGGCAAAGGUUACUUGGAAGAUCGGCGUCCAGCUUCAAACAUGGACCCUUAUGUGGUGACCUCACUACUGGCAGAAACUACAAUUUUGUGGGAACCAACCCUCGAGGCUGAAGCUCUUGCUGCUCAGAAGUUGGCCUUGAAAGUUUAAUGUUAUUUGGUUGAAGACAACCUGACGGACGUAGGCAGCAAUGGCUUGAAUUUAGUUGGCCUGUCCUCAGGGAAAGUUUUCUCUUCUCAGUUAUCAGUCAUUAGGAAAGAUCUUCGUAAAUAAAGGUCCCGAUGUCAGUAGACAGUUUAUGCCCAAGCUUGUAAAAUGGGCACACAGAUGGAAGAUACAAAUGGAUGAGAGUCUCUUCACUAUUAGUUUCCACUUACGAGCAAUUGGUUGAUGUUUGAACCAUUGACAUCCUGGUCUUUUUCUCCCGCUUUUUGACAAUGUCUGCACAUUUUAAUUUGGUGAUAUCACAUUGAUGUUCUGGAUUUGUUUGAUUA
Molecule: messenger RNA, 2210 nt
Organism: Hevea brasiliensis (rubber tree)
Lineage: Eukaryota; Viridiplantae; Streptophyta; Magnoliopsida; Malpighiales; Euphorbiaceae
Product: glutamine synthetase leaf isozyme, chloroplastic
Exons: 14
Coding region: 568-1866 (432 amino acids)
Cellular component (GO): cytoplasm
Molecular function (GO): glutamine synthetase activity
Source: RefSeq, a predicted model, not a curated record